AGAGAUGAGCAACCUGAAAUUUUGUUCAUGUUCAAGCUUUAUUCUUAUCUUCAUGCUUGGGAUUCCACAUCUUCUUCCCCACACACAGGGAUCUAAAAGGUUAUUUUCUGUCAUUGACUAUGGUGCAGAAGGAGAUGGCCAACAUAAUGAUACCAAGGCAUUUCAAGAAGCUUGGAAAAUAGCUUGCUCGUUGCAUGGACGAACAGAGAUUUUGUUGCCAUAUGGGAAAACAUUUUUGGUGUAUCCACUUGACAUUGUGGGACCUUGUCGGUCCAGGGUCACUUUGUUGAUCUUAGGAUCAAUAGUGGCACCAAAAGAUCCAGAGCAGUGGAAUGGUUUUGAUCGACAGAAAUGGCUUUCGUUCAGAUGGCUGAAUCAUCUCACUGUAGAUGGUGGUGGCAGUGGCACUAUCAAUGGAAUGGGCCACAAUUGGUGGUCCAGAUCAUGCAAGACCACCCCAAAUCAUGCAUGUGAAGCCGCUCCAACGGCCGUCACUUUCCAUAGAUGCUUCCAUCUCAGAGUGAAGGACCUCAAAUUGCUCAAUAGCCAACAAAUCCACGUGGCCAUCACUAGUUCAAGGAACGUCAUCACAUCCAAUCUCCGAGUGCUAGCUCCUGCCUUUAGCCCCAACACUGAUGGAAUUCAUAUUGGUGCUUCAAAGGGUGUUGAGGUCAAGGAUUGCUUAAUCCAAACAGGGGAUGAUUGUAUUUCCAUAGUCACCAAUUCCUCAAAAAUCAGGAUUACAAACUUAUCCUGUGGUCCAGGCCAUGGCAUCAGUAUCGGUAGCUUGGGCAAAUUCAACACGUGGGAGAAGGUGCAAGAUGUAACAGUGGAUGGAGCUUUUCUUUACAGAACUGGUAAUGGGGUAAGAAUCAAGACAUGGCAGGGUGGUGGUGGUUUUGCCUCCGAUAUCACAUUCAGAAAUAUUUUGAUGGAUCAAGUAUCAAAUCCAAUAACAAUAGAUCAAUAUUACUGUGAUUCCUCCAUGACAUGUCAGAAUCAGAGUUCUGCUGUGAAAGUGAGGCACAUAUCCUUCAUCAAUAUCAGAGGAACAUCAGCUUCACAUAAUGCUAUAAAAUUUGCAUGCAGUGAUGCCUCUCCUUGCGAAGAUUUACACCUUGAGAAUAUCUUUCUCGCGCCUUGCUGUGGAGGAUUGGUGAGAUCUUAUUGUUGGGAAGCUCAUGGCUUCAUUCGGGGUCCUGUGAUGCCUUCUGCUUGCUCCCCAGUUUGCCAGAAUUUCACUGGUCCAGAAGGAUGUCAACUUGCGAAUCCUCAAAUUGAAAAAUACGAGCAGGUGGAAGAGCAACCUGCACUGAGUAAAGUUACCGGAGCUGGAUUCAACCAGACUGUAGAAGCAAAUUCACCAUAACUAUCGUUAUCAUAAUGUUCUUGUCUUCUUCAUUCUCAGUAAAUAUAAUAGAAGCACAUCAAUAUGUGUUAUAUCCCGGGGAACUAUAUAUACAUAUAUGUGCGUAAUUUUUAUGCUUUAGUGCUUUGGCUUGUAGCCUCACAAUCUCAGGCAAGUAAAAAGUUGGAUGUAAUAGCCAUUAAAGGCCCAACAAAAAAGAGUGUGUGUGUUUGAUUCACAUAUAGACGGCAAUUCUGUUUUAUUCCGCAUAAGGACCUUAUA
Molecule: messenger RNA, 1630 nt
Organism: Neltuma alba
Lineage: Eukaryota; Viridiplantae; Streptophyta; Magnoliopsida; Fabales; Fabaceae
Product: probable polygalacturonase At1g80170
Exons: 11
Coding region: 5-1369 (454 amino acids)
Biological process (GO): carbohydrate metabolic process
Molecular function (GO): polygalacturonase activity
Source: RefSeq, a predicted model, not a curated record